Molecule: messenger RNA, 1957 nt
Organism: Hevea brasiliensis (rubber tree)
Lineage: Eukaryota; Viridiplantae; Streptophyta; Magnoliopsida; Malpighiales; Euphorbiaceae
Product: tubulin beta chain
Exons: 3
Coding region: 353-1699 (448 amino acids)
Biological process (GO): mitotic cell cycle; microtubule cytoskeleton organization
Cellular component (GO): microtubule; cytoplasm
Molecular function (GO): structural constituent of cytoskeleton; GTPase activity; GTP binding
Source: RefSeq, a predicted model, not a curated record
AUUGCAUGCGGACUCCCACCAUCUUAACGUGAGCACUUCCCUGGGCCCACCAUCUUAACCCGACCACUUCCCUGGGCUUUGAGCUUGAAAUUGGCACUUUAGUAAUAUUAGUUGCUUGUGAUUCUACUCGUUCAACUUUUGAACACUCAGGGCCGUGUGGUAAGUAAGGUAAGCUAAUUACUAAUUAGUUGGAAUGUCCGUUUCUCUGCCCUCUCUUGCCUGGCUGGCUGUAUCACACAUGAAACGACAUCUAUUUAUACCAUCUUAGCCUCCGAUUCUCCCUCCAUCUAUCUAAAUAUACUCCUCCCUUUCUCCCUCACAACUCAUCUCUUUCUUCCUUAUUCAUCAUUCAAUGAGAGAGAUCUUGCACAUUCAGGGAGGCCAAUGCGGCAACCAGAUUGGCUCCAAAUUCUGGGAAGUUAUCUGCGACGAGCAUGGUGUCGACCCUACCGGAAGAUACACAGCUGACGGCUCUUCUGAUCUUCAACUUGAGAGGAUCAAUGUGUAUUACAAUGAGGCCGCCGGUGCAAGGUAUGUUCCCAGGGCUGUUCUCAUGGACCUUGAACCUGGCACCAUGGAUAGUAUUAGAUCCGGUCCGUAUGGACAGAUCUUUAGGCCCGAUAACUUCGUCUUCGGUCAGUCCGGUGCUGGCAAUAAUUGGGCCAAAGGUCAUUACACUGAGGGAGCCGAGUUGAUCGAUGCUGUUCUUGAUGUCGUUCGCAAGGAGGCUGAGAAUUGUGACUGCUUGCAAGGUUUUCAGGUAUGCCACUCACUUGGAGGAGGCACAGGUUCUGGAAUGGGAACUCUACUCAUUUCAAAGAUCAGAGAAGAAUAUCCAGACAGAAUGAUGCUUUCGUUCUCUGUUUUCCCCUCGCCAAAGGUAUCGGACACAGUUGUGGAGCCGUACAAUGCCACACUUUCUGUGCAUCAGUUGGUGGAGAAUGCUGACGAAUGCAUGGUGCUUGACAAUGAAGCGCUUUAUGACAUCUGCUUCCGGACCCUAAAGCUGAGCACUCCAAGCUUUGGUGACCUGAACCACUUGAUCUCUGCAACUAUGAGUGGUGUAACAUGCUGCCUGAGGUUCCCAGGACAGCUCAAUUCAGACCUUAGGAAGCUGGCUGUCAAUCUGAUCCCAUUUCCACGGCUCCACUUCUUUAUGGUAGGAUUUGCGCCACUCACUUCUCGUGGUUCCCAGCAGUACAUCUCCCUCACUGUCCCAGAGCUUACUCAACAAAUGUGGGAUGCCAAAAACAUGAUGUGUGCUGCUGACCCCCGCCAUGGCCGCUACUUGACUGCCUCGGCUAUGUUUAGGGGAAGGAUGAGCACCAAAGAGGUGGAUGAACAAAUGAUUAAUGUGCAAAAUAAAAAUUCAUCAUAUUUUGUGGAGUGGAUUCCUAACAAUGUAAAGUCUAGUGUGUGUGAUAUACCUCCCAAGGGAUUGAAGAUGUCAUCGACAUUUGUAGGGAACUCCACAUCAAUCCAGGAGAUGUUCAGGAGGGUAAGUAAGCAGUUCACGGCUAUGUUCCGUCGCAAGGCCUUCUUGCACUGGUACACUGGAGAAGGGAUGGACGAGAUGGAGUUCACUGAAGCGGAAAGCAACAUGAACGAUUUGGUGUCAGAGUACCAGCAGUACCAGGAUGCAACUGCUGAUGAGGAUGUUGAGUAUGAGGAAGGCGUUGACGAGAAUUAUGAGGGCUAAGAAGACUAUGAAUUAUGGCUAUUUCUUUGGAGUCAGAAUGAGGUUUGACGACUCACCCUCACUUGUUCAUGUGGCAGCCGGUAGUUUCUUUAUUGUUUUGAUAUUCUGUAUCUUGAGGUGAUAUUGUUGGUUUGUUAUAUCAAGCAUUUGAAUAAGGGAAUUUCGUGUUUGAUUCUACCUGCUUAGAAAUCAGGAGCGAAUUGAAUUUGAAGGCAAAUUACAAUGGAUCUCAAUUACCAAUGAUAUUAUUUGUUACAA